This is a messenger RNA of Gaeumannomyces tritici R3-111a-1, 1725 nucleotides long. RefSeq lists its product as hypothetical. The transcript has a single exon. The coding region runs from base 1 to 1725 and encodes 574 amino acids. Lineage: Eukaryota; Fungi; Ascomycota; Sordariomycetes; Magnaporthales; Magnaporthaceae. The record is from RefSeq and is a predicted model, not a curated record.
AUGGUGGGCGCACGUUCUUUUAUCCCCGCCCUCGGGGCCCUCUCGCUGCUGGCCUCGUUGGCCGUUGCCAACGAUGUCCUCGCCCGUGACGGCGCCGACUCGUGCCAGUGCACCCCCGAGAACCAACGGGUGCGUUACAUCGUGGUCGAGAUGCCGGAGCAGCCCCCGCUGCCCGUCAUCAACGCCGUGCCCGAGCAGCCCGAGCAGCCCGAGCCUAUCAUGCCCGAGACUGAGCACGAGGGCGGCAACACCACCACCAACUUCGGCCCCUGCAAGGCGCCCAAUGUCGACACCUCGGACCCCGUGCACAUCAUCCCGACCAAGAAGAUCUCGCUCUUCUACGGUGAGCCCGAGGGCUCGGCCGCCGCCCCGGUGCACGCGCCCGUCGCGCCCGUCGCGCCCGUCGCCAGCAAGGGCUCCUCCCACCCCUUCUCUAACAGCACUUCAGCUGGCUUCAACAGCACCUCGGCCGGCGUCAACGGCACCUCGGCCGGCUUCAGCAUGACCACGCCUCUGCAGGCGCCCGGCGGCCAGAUCAACAUGACCAUGACCACGGGCAACACCUUUGUCGCCCUCGAGUACAUUGACGCCAUCACCAAGGUCACUUGCGGUGCCAGCAAGAUGACGGUCGAGUUCUCCGACAAGACGGCCUUCCAGUCGGCUGCCGACAAGUGGGCCGCGGCCAAGGACGGCCUCGUCCUCAUCACCAACCACAACGGUGCCUGUGACACGGCCCUGGAGCGUGGCUUCUACGACGUCAGCGCUGUCGUCGCCGAUGCCACCUCGUUGUCCAUCUCGGGCAGCGCUGCCGCCAAGAAGCUCGAGGACGUUGCGGGACAGCUCGAGAUGACCUUCUCGUCCAUGCCGGCCGCCCAGCUGCGCCGCCGCCUGACGCUGGACCCCAAGGUCAGCCUUGGCUGGGGCGCCCGUUUGCCCGAGAAGAAGGUGCUCUUCAACUACCCGCCCUACGUCGACAUCACGGCCGACUCGGCCCAUUUCGACACCAAGGUCACCUUUUCGGGAUACCUCAAGUACAACUUCUGGGGCUUCAAGCUCGAGGACCUGUACUUUGACGUUGACGCCAGCCUUGACACUGAGGUUUCCCUUUCGGCCAACGUCCAGGCCGCUUACAAGAACACCUUCAUGUACGCCCCUGACGACCUGUCUUGGACCGUCGUCAACGUGCCCGGCAUCAUCGAGCUCGGCCCUGGUGUCGGGUUCGGCAUCGGUGUGGACCUUGCCACCAGCGGUGCUGUUGGUGUCAAGACCCAGCUCGGCGCGUCCAUGCCUGCCGGCAACGUGCACAUCGACAUGAAGAACAAGUUCAAGACCACGGCCACGGGCUGGAACCCUAAGUGGAAGGCCGACGCCCAGAUCAGCCAAAAGGCCGAAGUUCAGGCCGACGUCUACGCCAGACUCAAGGUGCAGAUAGCCGUCAAGGUGCUAGGCGGCCUCAUCGACCUCAGCUCGGGCCUGACGGCCAUCCCCCGAGUCAACAACAAGUUCACGCUCUCGGGCGACCAGGGCCUGUCGUCGGGCGGCACCUUGACCCGGGCCGGCGGCGCCGUCACGCAGCCCAAGGCGGGCGCGCAGGUCUGCGAGCAGGGCGUCGGCCUCAAGUCGGACUUUUUGUUCGAGCUCGACGGCAACCUGACCAAGUACUGGUCGGGCAAGCUCUUCAACGUCACUGUCCCCAUUGUCGACAAGUGCUGGAACUGGGCCUAA